AUGGGUGAGCCAAAUUCGAAUUCAAAUUCACUGAAGUAUUUGCUAGAGAUUACUGAAAAUUACGGUGUGCCACAUAAACAUCUCGUGCAACUCAUCAUCAAACAUGGGAUUUUACAGACUCAUUAUUUCUGCAACAAAUUUGUUCAAUAUGUCCAGGUCUAUAGCGCUGGAGACAAUAUUAUUACUCAACUAGAUGAUGGACAAGAGAAAAUACUUAUUGAAAAGUUAAUCACUGUAAUUAAUAAUGCUCUGGUUCCACUCUAUCUUCGAUUGAUACAGACAGAUGACGAAUAUGACGAUAAGAACGGUUACAUUGUACUGCUUAGUGACCAAAGACCAAGUGAUUUUUUACGUGAUGCAUUUGGUUUAACGCAAACCGAAAUUACGCUGUUCCAUUUGUGGAUAAGCGCUAUUUGCAAUAGUGAAAAUGGUGAAAUUUUGAAGCAUGAAGCAUUAUCGAUCGCUUCAGAUUUGUUAGUGAAGGGGAAAAAAGUAGAUGAAGAGGAUCUCCUGCAACAGUUCGUUUCAAACAAAUGGCUAAUAAUGGAUAAUGUAAAUGCGACGAUUCGUCUGGGUGCCCGUGGAAUUGCAGAAUUGCAAAAUUAUUUUAGCUCACAUGCAAAUGAAUUUAAGCUCGAAAAAUGCAUUGUAUGUGGCAAAUUUAUAGUUAUGAAGAAUCGUGCAGUUUUCUGCGAAACGUGUCGAAAUUUUUCUCACAGACAAUGCGGGCUGAAAAUUAUGAAAUCUGUAAGAACGGGAAAAGUACUAUGUCCAGGUAAAUUGGCGAAUGAUGAAUCGUGUACUGCAGAACUUCAUAUAUCUACCGAAAGAGACAGUGUGAAACAUGAUCAGAAAGGUAAUCGUAAACGUCGUAUUGCAAAUGACUUUGAGGAACAAGAUGGAUAUGAUAUCGAUAGUACAGAAAAAUUUCAUGAUGCAGAAAUAUUUUAUGCGGGAUUGUUGGCAUUGAUCGAAGGUAUUAAGGUUUUCCGGUUAAGAACUGUUAUGGAUUCUGAAGAAGUCGAUUUAGAAACGCCAGCUGGUACUUUGGCUGAUUCAUUGGCGCAAAUUUUUAUGAUGACAACCAGGGUUGAGCUGCGACAACAGGCAUAUCAGAUGGUUGGUGUUGAGAAUAAUCGUGAUUUUGCUCUCGCUGUCGAGGCACGUCUCAAUGAAUACUUCCAAAGUAAACAGCGUAAAUUGGACAGAAGAUCAAUUUUGCAAAUACGUGAAGAGAAGGAUGAUGCAAGUGUAAUUUUGGAACAUUUCUUGAAAACUGCAGGUUUACCUCCAGAUGCUGUGGAAAAGUUUAGCUCAAAGAAGUAA
Molecule: messenger RNA, 1326 nt
Organism: Acanthocheilonema viteae
Lineage: Eukaryota; Metazoa; Nematoda; Chromadorea; Rhabditida; Onchocercidae
Source: the annotation of a GenBank genome assembly